AUGGUCUUAGCUCCUGAAUAUUCAGACAAUAAAAAGAAAAAAGAAGAAAAAAAUGACAUUGAGAUAGUUAUGAAUUCCAUUAAGUUUCCGUUACUUGAUCGACCAACCCAAAAUUCUGUUAUUUCAACUACAUUGAAUGAUCUUUCAAAUUGGUCAAGACUCUCCAGUUUAUGGCCGCUUCUCUAUGGUACCAGUUGUUGUUUCAUUGAAUUUGCUUCAUUAAUAGGCUCGCGAUUUGACUUUGAUCGUUAUGGACUGGUACCAAGAUCGAGUCCUAGGCAAGCAGACCUAAUUUUAACAGCCGGCACAGUAACAAUGAAAAUGGCUCCUUCUUUAGUGAGAUUAUAUGAGCAAAUGCCCGAACCAAAAUAUGUCAUUGCUAUGGGAGCCUGUACUAUUACAGGAGGGAUGUUCAGUACCGAUUCUUAUAGUACUGUUCGGGGAGUCGAUAAGCUAAUUCCUGUGGAUGUCUAUUUGCCGGGCUGCCCGCCUAAACCGGAGGCAGUUAUAGAUGCUAUAACAAAACUUCGUAAGAAGGUUUCUCGAGAAAUAUAUGAAGACAGAAUUGUGUCUCAACAGAAGAAUCGAUGUUUUACUACCAAUCACAAGUUUCAUGUUGGACGCAGUACUCAUACUGGAAAUUAUGAUCAAGGAUUACUCUAUCAAUCGCCAUCUACUUCAGAGAUCCCUUCUGAAACAUUUUUCAAAUACAAAAAGUCAGUAUCUUCCCACGAAUUAGUGAAUUAG
Nelumbo nucifera (sacred lotus) is the source of this 747-nucleotide messenger RNA. NCBI's taxonomy places the organism in Eukaryota, Viridiplantae, Streptophyta, Magnoliopsida, Proteales, Nelumbonaceae. The record is from the annotation of a RefSeq genome assembly.